Molecule: messenger RNA, 2032 nt
Organism: Paramecium pentaurelia
Lineage: Eukaryota; Ciliophora; Oligohymenophorea; Peniculida; Parameciidae
Source: the annotation of a GenBank genome assembly
AUGAGUACUAAAUCAAUAGGAAAUUACAUCCUAGGUAAAACCAUUGGAGAAGGAACUUUUGGAUAAGUCAGAUUGGGUCAACAUACUAUUACAAACGAAACAGUAGCCAUAAAAAUAUUAGAGAAGGAUAAAAUGAAAGAAAACACAGAUUAUGAAAGAAUUUCAAGGGAGAUUAAUUGUCUUAAGAAACUGCGUCACCCCAAUAUAAUAUAGAUCUAUGAAGUAAAGAUCACAAUUAUUUGAAGAUAGUUUAAACUGUAAAUUCUAUAUAUAUGAUUAUGGAAUAUGCACCUGGUGGAGAAUUGUUUGAAGUUAUAAUUAGGAACUAAAGAUUAAAUGAAAAAGAGGCAGCAGAGUAUUUGAUGUAAAUACUUUCUGGAGUUUAAUAUAUGCAUGAUAAUUAUGUAAUGCAUAGGUAACCAUAUUUAUAUAUAUUAGAGAUCUCAAACCUGAGAAUUUGCUAUUAGAUGAAAAUAACAAGAUCAAAAUUGUAGAUUUCGGUCUCUCAAAUCAAUUUAAAGAUGGUCAAUUACUCAAAACUGCUUGUGGUAGUCCUUGUUAUGCUGCUCCUGAAAUGAUUGCAGGAAAAGAGUAUGAUCCCAAAUCUGCAGACACUUGGAGUUGUGGUGUCAUUCUAUAUGCUAUGGUUAAUGGAUACCUACCUUUUGAAGAUAGUAAUACAGCCUAAUUGUAUAAAAAAAUCAUCUAUGGAGAAUAUGCUCCUCCAAAAUACAUGAGUCCUUUAUGUAAGGAUCUCCUUGAAAAAAUAUUAUAAGUAGAUCCUCUCAAAAGAUAUAAUAUAUAAUAAAUAGUAAAACAUUAUUGGAUUCAAACCUGUAUUACUAAUCCUAUAUUAACUCCAGGAUAUGGUGAAAUUAAUAUAUGUAAUGAAGUUUUAUAGUAAUUGGCAACAUAUAAUUUUAAAUUACCAUAAGCUUAUGACUAUUUAAAAGCUAACAAACAUGAUCCAGUUACCACUACUUACUAUUUAUUGUUAAAUAAAUAUUUAAGAGAAAAACAGUAGGAUCAAGAGGAGGCAUUUUAAUAUAAAUUAAUAUAAAUUCCUCCUCCAUAACAUCCAUAAGAAGCCAUUCUAAAAGAGACUUCAAACAUUCAAUCUUAGAGAAUUAGUCAAGUUGAUACUAAAGAAAAUAAAACUCCUUAAAGGAAUACUUAGGAAUAGAAAUCUACUAAUUCUAUAAAAACAUUUAAUAUACAAAAUUCUUAAUAAGAAAGAAUUUCAUAAAUACCAGAAACAUAAAAUCCAAAUGAAGUUGAGGAAAUCAAUGAAAAUUUUCAUGAAAUCUAGAAUUUAAUUAAUCUAUCAUAAAUAAAUCCAAUACAACAUAAUCAAUUUCAAAGUAAUCAAGAUGAUCAACCUUAAGAUAAUGAUAUAACUACAAACAAUUAGUUAAAUGUAUCUGCUUAGAUUCCCUUUCCAGAUAGACCAUCCAUUCAAACAUCAUUAAAUAAUACUCCAAUCUAUCAAUCAUAAUUUAAUUAUAAUCAUUAUGAUUGUAGUUCUCGAGUUAGGUAGGUUUCAUUAAGCAUUGAAAAAAAACCUGAAACAUUAUUUCCUACUGUUGAAUAAAUCAAACUUAAAGCAUUGUAAUUUAAACAAAGAGCCCUUGAAAAUGUAGAUCGUUCACCAGCGCCAUAAAAACCUAGAACUUUGAAAACUCCUUAAAGAUCUACUGUUUAUAGAGCUCCUAAUUUUAAUAAUUAGCAUUCAUAUGAGAGACCAUAAAGUCCUUUGAUUGUAAUAAGGUAACAUGAAGGACCAUAUCAUCUUAAUUAACUAAUUUUUGUAGAUCCAUAAAAAAUAACUUAAAAAAUUAUAUCUCAUCUAUAAUAAUAAAAUUAUGAUGUAAAAAGGAGCAAAUUUGAAUUAAAGAUAAGUAAAUGUGAUUUUGUAAUGACUUUUGCAAUAGCACUUUUAUGUGAUUCUGUAUAUGUUAUGAAAUGUUAAAAAAUACAAGGAGAUUCAGAAGAAUAUGAAAAAAUUUAUAAAUAAAUAAUUAAGUUGAGAUGA